AUGACGGCACCGGCGGACAAGGGGAAGAAGGCCAAGACCGAGGCCGACGGCGGCGAGGAGAACGAGCAGAUCGACGGCGCCCUCGUCCUCUCUAUCGAGAAGCUCCAGGAGAUCCAGGACGAGCUCGAGAAGGUAAAUGAGGAAGCAAGUGACAAGGUUAUGGAGGUGGAGCAGAAAUACAGUGAGAUUCGCAGACCUGUCUAUCUCAAGAGGGGUGACAUUAUCAAGACCAUCCCGGACUUUUGGCUCACAGCGUUUUUGAGCCAUCCUCUACUAAGUGAGCUUCUGACUGAAGAGGAUCAGAAGAUAUUCAAGUACUUGGACUCAAUUGAUGUGGAUGAUUCUGAUGUUAAGGCAGGAUACUCCAUUCAUCUUAACUUCUCUGAGAACCCGUACUUUGAAGACACAAAGCUUACAAAGACAUAUUCCUUUGCUGAUGAUGGAACAACCACAAUAAAAGCUUCUCAAAUUAAGUGGAAGGAAGGAAUGGGACCUGCAAAUGGAAAUGGUAUUAACAAGAAGGGGAGCAAGCGCCCAUUAGUAGAGGAAAGUUUUUUCACCUGGUUUGGUGAUACAGAGCUCAAGAGUCUUGCUGACGGUGUGCAAGAUGAGGUGGCGGAGAUCAUCAAGGAAGACUUGUGGCCUAAUCCUUUGAAGUACUUCAACAAUGAGGUUGAAGAUGAGUUCGAAGGAGAUGAAGAUGAUGAUGAUGUAAGCUUAUUAUCUUGUUUGCAUUGUGUUUUCCUGCCUCUUAAACAAAAAGCAUUGAUUCCCUGA
Miscanthus lutarioriparius is the source of this 777-nucleotide messenger RNA. The record is from the annotation of a GenBank genome assembly. Lineage: Eukaryota; Viridiplantae; Streptophyta; Magnoliopsida; Poales; Poaceae.